UUCGAAGUCAAACCCUCCCUCAAGGUAUGGCGGCUUCCCAACCCAACAAACCAACGAUGAAGGAGGAUGGCGGAGAUGAGAUGGCAGGAUGGUGGGAGAAGGCUGCGAAGAAGCUUAGAGAGGAGGAUGCAGCCAAGCUAAAGAAGAAGAAGGAAGAGGAGCUUGAGAAGGAGAGGAAGCGAAAACAGACUGCGACAAAUGCGAUGCGCGCUAGGGAGCAAGCGUUGAUGAGGAAAGUUGAGGAGGCACAGAAGAAGCGUCAACAUGAUUUUGAAGAAAGAACCAUGAAGCUUUGGGCAAUUGCAGCUGAAAAAGAAGAGAGGGGCAAUCAGAUAUCAUGGAGAGGGUGGUUAAGGAGGCUCACCUCAUAA
Molecule: messenger RNA, 371 nt
Organism: Aegilops tauschii subsp. strangulata
Lineage: Eukaryota; Viridiplantae; Streptophyta; Magnoliopsida; Poales; Poaceae
Source: RefSeq, a predicted model, not a curated record